AGCAGCUGGAGUCGAGAAGUAGGAGUAGUUUCCUCCAUUCAAACCAGUGAGAGCAUGACACAGAAGGAAGCUGAACGUGAUCAGAAAUAAAACAAGAAAGUUUGCUCGAGAAAUGUUUCAUGAUGAAGUUAUAGAAUAACGUUUUGACAUCCAUUUAAAAGGAAAACUCCCCCCUUGUUAACCGAUAACCUCAGCUGAUUCCCCGGCUGACUGUCAAGGAGCGCACCCAGUGUUGUAACUGUGGAGGUAAACAUGGCCGCCCUCGGACCUCUGUCAAGAAUAACCCGGUUUGGAUGCAACCUCUGUCGGAACCACCGUUUGAUGUUUAACAGAAACUCUCAGAAACGAGGAAUAGCUUCGUGUAUUGACCCUUCAUAUGGACUCACAGACGAGCAGAAAGAGUUUCAGAAAGUGGCCUUUGACUUUGCAGCCAAUGAAAUGGCUCCACACAUGGCGGAGUGGGACCAAAAGGAAGUCUUCCCAGUGGAGACGAUGCGGAAAGCGGCCCAGUUAGGGUUCGGUGGGAUCUACACUCGGCCGGAGGUCGGGGGGUCAGGCCUCUCUCGUCUGGACACGUCCAUCAUUUUUGAGGCCCUGUCCACAGGAUGUGUUAGCACCACAGCUUACAUUAGCAUCCACAACAUGUGUGCCUGGAUGAUUGACACCUUUGGGAAUGACCAGCAGAGGGAGAGGUUCUGUCCUGACCUCUGCUCCAUGGAAAAGUUUGCAUCCUACUGUCUGACUGAACCAGGCAGUGGCAGUGACGCCGCUUCACUCCUCACAUCCGCCCAGCGGAAAGGGGACCAUUAUGUCUUAAAUGGCUCCAAGGCGUUUAUCAGUGGUGGAGGAGACACCGACGUGUAUGUUGUGAUGUGCAGAACGGGAGGCAAGGGGCCUAAAGGAAUCUCAUGUUUGGUGGUGGAGAAGGGAACACCAGGCCUCAGUUUUGGCAAGAAGGAGAAAAAGGUGGGCUGGAACUCUCAGCCAACCAGGGCCGUGAUAUUCGAGGACUGUGCCGUCCCGGCGACCAACCGGCUGGGCGAGGAAGGACAGGGCUUCAACAUCGCAAUGAAGGGCCUGAAUGGAGGCAGGAUUAAUAUCGCUUCCUGUUCUCUGGGAGCAGCGCACGCCUCCGUGCUGCUUGCGAAGGAUCACCUGUUGGUGCGGAAGCAGUUUGGCGAAACGCUUGCCAACAACCAAUUUCUGCAGUUCAAACUGGCAGAAAUGGCCACCAAGCUGGUGGCGUCUCGCCUGCUGGUGCGCGAGGCCGCCACGGCGCUACAGGAGAACCGAGCCGACGCCGUUUCGCUCUGCUCCAUGGCCAAGCUUUUCGUUACGGACGAGUGCUUCGACGUCUGCAACCAGGCUCUCCAGAUGCACGGUGGCUACGGCUACCUGAAGGAUUACGCAGUGCAGCAGUUUGUGCGGGACAUCCGAGUCCAUCAGAUUCUUGAGGGAACCAACGAGGUGAUGAGGAUGAUUAUUUCUCGAAACCUACUCACAGAGUCGUGAUAAAUCUGUUCCUCCCCACCUCCAGACGAACGGCGUAGUUGUGGUCUUGAUUUAUUGCGACGGCGUGGCCGGUCCUGAUCACACUUCUUCCAGUUUUGACAGAAAUUAUCAGAGAGGUUGGUGUAAAUGAGAUCGUAUUUUUGCGGUAAAGCAUCAGAUUAUUUGCCGAGUUAGGAGCUGUGACAGGGCUCUUAAAGUGGAAAUCAAGAUUAUCCUCUAGUGCAAAGUGCCGCACCUUAUCAGUAGCUGCACAGUUUUUCAUGUAAAAAGGUCUACAAUCAUAGCUCAUUAAAACUAAAAUAUUGGCCACAUAAAUGUUUUUCUGAUUUAUCUGCCUAAGUAACAAAAAAACCAAAAACUGGUCUCCUGCUCAGAUUUUGCAAAGCAACAGACAGAUGUAGUGGUAGUUUAAGGUCAAGGUUUCACUUCCAGAACAUUCCUCUUACACUGCAAAAACACAGUGUAAGUCCUACCAAGUAGUUUUGUCUUGGACAUAUCUUCGUACAAUUAAAAAUCCAAAACUAACUUACAAGUAACUUUUCUUUGAGAUUUAAGAGCUUCUUCUAAGUCAACAAUCCCUUAAAAUGGAUAAGAACAAGGGCUAGUUUCACUGGCAGAUUAUUUAAUUUAUAACAAGACAGAAGUAAAAAAUCCACCAGUGGAACUGGUGGAUUUUAAAAAAACCAAAGUUAAUAAAUUCUUCACUUAAAACAAGUUACAAUAACUUGCAGAGAAGUUACUUGUAAGUUAGCUUUGUCUCACUUCAGGUGUGUUAAGAUAUUUGCACUUAAAAACUAAACAAAAGUACUUGGUAAGAUUGUUUUAAUUUUGCAGUGUAAGGGAUUUUUUUGUUUUCUGCACUCAAAUGCUAAAGUUACCAUAAUAGCUCCAUUCUACACAAACAGCCCAUCUUUACCUCUUGAAAUGCUCAGUGGAAACAUAUUUAAGACCCGGAGAGAGAGAAACAUGUUUAACGAUAGUUUUGCAGGUGUACUACGUUUUCAUCUUUUUAUAUCAGAUGUAACAGUGCAUACACUUCACAAAAACGUCCACUUCUGCCACAUCACUUCAUUGAUGAGGCAGAAAAGUCUUGGGACCCAGUAAAUCCACCUUUGUGACCUCCUGGAUGAGUCGAUUAACUUUGGCAGGCAGAGUAGUUUGGUUAUGCUGGACGCUCCUCUGUUUCGUCCUCCAUUUGCGGACGAGGCGGCUCACUGAAAUUAUAUAUAUAUAUAUAUAUAUAUAUAUAUAUAUAUAUAUAUAUAUAUAUAUAUAUAUAUAUAUAUAUAUAUAUAAUAGAACUUCUUUAGAUUGAAGAAUGCUUUUGAGUACUUUUUUAUUUUUAUUUUUUUUGUUGGCCUUGUUCAUAUCGGUUUCUGGCAGUACUCAUGCCUGAGCGAUGGAAAUGAAAUUGAACUCGGGUUUCCAAAACGCAGUGGACCUCUUUUGACGAUUUAAAAAUGAGGCAGAAAUGACUUUAGCAUGUAGGGCGUGGUCGGUUUGGAGGCGUUUGUCUCUGAUUACAUCAUUGCUACAUUUCUCUGAUAUUAAAAUUAGUCUGAUAUGAAAUAUUUAACAAAUACACCAAAACAAAAAAACUUUAUGUCGGUAAAUAUUUCUUCACAUGCUGAAAAUCAUGACUUAAUGCUUAUUUUAUUAUUAUUUUUUUUUACAAUGUGAAGCUGAGGUUUGGGCUGAGAAAAACAAACUCGAAACAGCCCAGAUGGUAGAUGGAAGUUUAAGGCUAAUUAAAGUGAGGCAUAAAGUUUUGAAGACAACAUCACCGUCACAGUUUAUGAGCUUAGAAUGCAAAGUUACAUUCAUUAGUUACGGAGAAAAUGUAAAUUCUAUGCCACUACAAAUGACUUUAUAAAAUUAGAUGUCUUUAAAAUGUUAGUUUGUAAAGAGUCAAAAGUUGGUGUCAAUAACACAUUUUUGCUUCAAGUGGCCUUCCAUGUCCCGUCUGUCAUUGUAAGUGCAUUUUGAGUUUGUUUUAAUCCAGAUUUCUAGUCGGGUCAGCGGAAAGGUUGUGUUUACACUCCAUAAUAAAACAUCUAUUCUUCCUCAAAACAAA
This is a messenger RNA of Gambusia affinis (western mosquitofish), 3586 nucleotides long. It is a transcript of the gene acad8, whose product is annotated as acyl-CoA dehydrogenase family, member 8. The transcript is spliced from 11 exons. Gene Ontology annotation, molecular function: flavin adenine dinucleotide binding; acyl-CoA dehydrogenase activity. The record is from RefSeq and is a predicted model, not a curated record. The coding region runs from base 253 to 1512 and encodes 419 amino acids. NCBI's taxonomy places the organism in Eukaryota, Metazoa, Chordata, Actinopteri, Cyprinodontiformes, Poeciliidae. Gene Ontology annotation, biological process: lipid metabolic process.